Drosophila eugracilis is the source of this 7405-nucleotide messenger RNA. It is a transcript of the gene Mgtor, whose product is annotated as nucleoprotein TPR. Gene Ontology annotation, cellular component: nuclear pore. Bases 136 to 7173 code for a protein of 2345 amino acids. Gene Ontology annotation, molecular function: structural constituent of nuclear pore. NCBI's taxonomy places the organism in Eukaryota, Metazoa, Arthropoda, Insecta, Diptera, Drosophilidae. Gene Ontology annotation, biological process: mRNA export from nucleus; protein import into nucleus. The record is from RefSeq and is a predicted model, not a curated record. The transcript has 5 exons.
CGUCCAGUCACUUUAUUCCAUUUUUUCGCGUCUCUGGCGGCUGAGUGCAAAUUUGCAAAAAACUAAGCAUAAUUUAUAUAUUUCGCACCGCUAAACUUGAUAUUCACCACUGCUUGACAAGGACCAACUGCGAACAUGGAUCUCAGCGGUCCACAAUCUCUGAACCAAAUACUUCAGCCCGACGAGUUGAAACUCGUGCCGGAAGACGUUCAGACGAAAUUGUCGGCGUAUAUACAAAAAUUUUCGGAUGAAUACUGCAAUAACCGAGCGGCCGCCAAUCGGUUGGCCGAAGCAGAGCAAAAAAGCGAAGAAAUGGGAAACAAAAUGGAGGACUACCACGUCAAAUUCAACAACUUUGAGAAAAAUGUUAACGAGCUGCGCGACCAGCUGGACCAAAUGUCAUCCGAACGUGCUCAGCUCCUACUAACAGUUGCCAGUGCCGAGCAGAAUGUGUCUCAGUUGCGUAAGGAGAAGAGCUCUGUUGUCGAGGAACGGGAUUCGCUGAUGAACGUGAUCGAACGCCAGCAGGCCGAGUUGGAGCGGGUAAAACAAGAUCUGCAUACCUAUCAACAGCAGCUUAGCAACGCCAUUGCUGCCAAGUGCGAAGCCAUAGCCCGCUUAGAUGAAAUCCAGAGCAAGGAGGUGGCUCUGGAGCUCAAGGAGGGCCGCAUGGAGAGCGAACGUCAUAUGCUGCAGAAAGAGAUCCAACUGCUAAGCGCAGAUCUCAACAGAAACAACUCUGAGCUGCAAAACAUUCGGCGUGAGCAUGCACUGAAUAUCAUGCAACUGGAGUUGCAGGUCAAGGAGAAGACCGAUUCCUUGCAGCUGAUUCAGGGUCAGUAUGACCAGGCGAUCAAGAACAUCGAAGAUCUAAACCGCAAGGUGGAGACACAAAACGACGUCACCUACAAGCAAAAUCAGGCGUCGGAAGAGUAUGUGGAGACGCUAAAGAAAGAACUCGAUGCCAAGGAGAAACUUAUCGAUCUCUUCAAAAACACCGAGGCUGACCAUAUGUUCCAACGUGAGGAACUCCUACAAGGCAUCGCCGAGAUGAAACGCCUGGUAGAGGAGGGCGAGGAGCAGGGUGCCCAGUUACAGGCGGAAAUAACAACUCUUAAGCAGAAGCAUGCCGCUGAGCUGGAUGAGCAAAACCAGAAGAUUGAAGCUCUAAAGAUUGAGUUGGCCAAUGCAAACGAAUUACUAAAGGCAGCUCAAGAGAGCACCCUGGAAAGCGCUAUUUGUAAAUUGUCCCCAAGUGCGGCGGUGGCCAGUCGCCUUAUGCGCACCGAUCUAUCACUCACAGAACUUUACUCUAUGUACGCUAAGAACAGCGAGGAACUAGAGUUGCGCAACCGAGAAAUCCAGCAACUGAAACUGCAGGUGAAAUCGAUCCUUGGGGAGAUCAGUGAGAAUGCCCCGAUAUUGGAUAAACAGAACGCCGAAUACAACAAGAUGAAGGAGGCUUACGGCCAGCUAAUGCAAGAGCAUGAAGAGUUGGCCGAGCGGAAGAUAUCCCUAGAGCAUGAACUUGACCGGACUCAGUUCAAUCUGACUCACUGCCAAAAGGAGAAUAAGAAGCUUAAACAGACGCACAACGAUCUUGGCCGACAGGUGUGCAUGUUGCUGGACGAAGUGAACUGUCUAAGGGCCGGAGUGCCUCACAUCCGCAACCAACAGUCAAGACAGCCGACCACCAGCGAGCAUGUGAUCAACGAUAAUUUGGUAACUUUCAGUUCUAUAGAGGAGUUAGUCGAAAAGAAUGGCCAACUCCUAAAUAUUUCUCGGGAUCUUGCAGAAUUGUUAGAGGCGAGUGAAAAGAACCAACACAAGCUUUUGCUGGAGCAAUCUGAAGAGCAAGUGAACAAACUCAAUGCACGUUUUGCCGAAAUGGAGGUGCGAUUGGCGCAAAAGAACAACACAGUCACCUCAUUGACGUCCAAGUGUGAACGGUACAAAAAGUUCUAUUUCGCGGCUCAGAAGAAGUUGGGGCAAAAGACUGUGGACUUGGACGACUCCAAUCUUGAGCUCAACGACUCUGUGCUCGAAACAUCAACGCAGUCGACCGCGAAGGCGGAAGAGAUCAGCAAGCUGGAAAAAAGAGUUCGCCAGCUAGAGCAGCAGUUAGAAGAGGAGGUCAGGAAGUAUGCCUCUCUGAAGGAAAACUACGACUACUACACCAACGAAAAGCGUAAAAACGAGGUUCUGGCCCAAGAGCAGUUCGACGCUAUGCGUAAGGAGGUGCGGGAGCUAACCAGCACAAACUGUAAACUGAUGAACGCGACUGAAUUCCAGAAGGAGCAAAUAGAACAGGUGCACAAAAUGAUAGAAACAUAUAAACAACAGAUCGCCACUUUAGAAGAGCGCACCAAGAGUUACGAGAAGACCAUAAUCAAACACGAGCAAACUGUUCACAUGCUCAAGGAUGAGGUGAUGUCCGCCCACCGUAAGCACGCAGCGGCCGAGUCAGAGGCCCACAGUCUGCUCCAGGAGAAUCGCAUCCUGAAGGACACAACUGCCCGUCUACAGGUCGAAAAGGAGACCUACUACCGGGAACAGCAGAGCCAAUCCCUGCUCUUGAACAGUCUAGAGUUUAUAAAGACCAACUUAGAGCGAUCCGAGAUGGAGGGACGCCAGCGCUUGGAGCAGCGUUUGGAUGACACGGUACGGGAACUGUCUGCCCAACGGCGUCACUUCCAAGAGGAGGAGGAGAAGUUCCGUGAAUCAAUUAACGAGUUCAAGCGACAGGCGGAGACAGCUAUUAAGCUGAAAGAGGAGGAAAAGCAACAAGCCGAGAAGUGGCAGGCGGAGCUUACUAGUGUCCGAGAAGAGCUUGCUCAGAAGGUGAUCCAGGUCAAUACCUUAAGCAAAAAGCUACAGGACAGCCUCACGCCCUCGAUUAACGAGAACCCCAUCGCGGCAGCUAAUAAGCGAGCCCGGGAGUUGGAACUCAAACUGGAUCAGGCCACAGUAGAGAUACAGUCGCUUACCAAAGAGCUGGCAAAGGCUCGGGAGCACGGAGAGCAAUUCUACAAGAUGUCACAGAGUGCCGAGACCGAGAUCAAGCGUUUGCACGAUAUGCACAGUGAAAUGGUGGCGCAGCAGGAGGAGGAAAUUAAAAAGCUUAAAAAUUCCGAGGCUGAACUUAAGACCCGGAUCUCCGAUUUGGAAGCGGAAGCUAUGCUGUCCAACGUCACCGAGCAAAGCAAAACUACAAACCAGUCUAGUCAGUUACAAUCAGCCCAAGAGGAGCUUAAGAGUGUGUUGGAGAAGCUCACGGAAUCUAAUCGCACCAUUCGCACACUGCGUAGCGAAAACAGCACGCUGGCUGAGUCGCUAAAUGCCGUAGAGGUUAAAUACGCCAACGGAAUGGUACAGCACUCCGCGGACAUCCAGGAGCUAACCCGUUACAAGACCGAAUUCUAUAAGGCCAACGACGAGCUCAAUCAACUGAAGUCCGGUCGCGAAUCACUGCAAGCCGCAUACGAUGAACUCGUGCGUUCCAAUGAGGAAGCCAAGAAGCUGCUCGACAAGGAGAAGGAGGAAUCAGAACAGCGCUUGGCCGAUUUGCAUGCUUUGAACUCCAGUCUGCACGAUCAACUCGAAGCCCUGGCCACCAAACUGGCUGUUCUGGCCAGUCAAAGCCAGAAUCCUAACACUACGCUGAAUGAGUCUGUCGUGGACGCAGAUCAGAGCUUAAAUGCUUUUGGACUGACCGGUGGCGAAGAGGGUAAAAACAACGAGCAGCUACUGAAAAUCAUCAAGUUCCUCCGCAAGGAGAAAGAUCUCUUCGCGGCCAAGCUGGACAUCUUAAAGGCAGAAAAUGCGCGUCUGAUGUCGGAGCACACCAUUCAGCAGAAGAAGGUGGAUGAACUCAAUGGCUAUCUGAACCAAGAGCGUACCAAGAGCCAAACGGAUGUAGUGUCGGCCAAUAAGCAUGAGGAGGUGCUGCGAAAGAUCGAAACCCUGAAUGCCAUCACCGACAGCAACCGCAUUCUGCGUGAGGAGCGAAAUACUUUAACUCUUCGCGUCACUGAACUCACUGACCGCAUCAGCAGCGUGGAGAAGGAACUUUUCCCACUGCAGUGCGCCAACAAGGAGUUGACAUCGAAGAUCGAGGAGAUUAAUGUGGAGAAUUCCUCGCUGCGCACCGAAGCCCUCAGGUGGCGGCAGCGUGCUAAUGCGCUUGUGGAGAAGAGCAAUCGCAAUCCCGAGGAGUUCAAACGGCUGCAGGCUGAACGCGAGCACCUGGCCAAGUUGCUCACCGCCGAGAAAGAGCUGACCAAGAAGCAAUCGGAUGAGUUGACCUUGCUGAAACAGCGCAUGGACACAGAGAUACCAUCUCUAAACAAGCACCUGCAACAGCUUGACGAGGCUCGUAAGAAGCAGGUGGACGAAUUCAGCAACCUUAAACAAAACAAUGCGCGCCAAACCCAGGACAUCAUGGAACUGAAGAAUCGCUUGCUACAAAAGGAAGAAGAGCUCAUAAAAGCUAACGAAGAUAUAGAAACGAAAGACAAGGCCAUUGCAGACAAAGACACUAAGGAGCUGCAGUUGCGCAAACUGGCCAAGCGCUACAAGGACUACUACAUUGGUCUACAGGCCCAAGCCGGAGGAGCCGAGUCCGUGGCGGAAUUGGAAAAGAUUCGCGGCGAAUUGGAGGAGGUCAAUAAUCAACUUCGAGCAUUAAAAGAAGAACAUGAAAAGGUUACCAAAGAAUUCGAGGAGCUGAAGAAACGUUCAGAGCCAGAGACUGAUGCAAGCGCUGUGCGCCAGGAAUAUAAGGCCAAGCUGGACAAACUUGUACUGGACCUUACCGUGGCUCGUACUGAUUUGGCCAACCAGGAGACAACCUUAGCUGGCACCAAGUCCUCUUACGACGAAACCAUAGCGCGUUUGGAAAAGGAGCUGCAGGAGAACAUUGCUGCCAAUAAAGACAUAAAUCAGCGACUUACACGUGAAAACGAAUCCCUUCACAUGAGAAUUAAUCAGCUAACCCGUCAGUUGGGAUCGCAGCAGUCCACCAAACCGUCAACCAGCUCUGUUGCCGAGAAGGGCAACAUCUCAGAGAGUUCUCCACGUACUGCCAACGUAAAGCCCAUGUCCGGAUCGGCCACAGUGCAGCAAUCGGCCACCGUGACUCCCUGGCGUGGCGGCGAAACUCCUUUGGCCAGCAUCCGUCCCAUUUCUGUGCAGAACAGCCGCACGGCCGCUAUUCUGCCUACCAGUCAACAACCUCCGGCUGGAUCCAGUACGUCCACUUCUUCAUCAUCUUCAUCGACUUCAACUACAUCCGCUGCAGCCAGCGGAGGGAGCUCGGCUGUUGCCCAAACUGCUCUAGUGCCACCGCAGCAGCAGGUACACACCACUGGUAAUGCCGCUUUGGAAUCGAUGGCCUCCUCAUCGCCCACGUCCUCGCACACCGAUUAUAUGCCAUCCACCAGCUCUGCAUCUGUGGCCGUGGCUGCUAUUCCACCAAUGGGUGCCUCAUCCGCAGCGGAAAGUUCCCAGGAGGCGGAGAGCAUCCAACAUCCGCAGCAGAACGACUCACAACUGUUCGUGGGCGGAGCCCAGCAGCAAGUUGUGGCUCUCGUAUCGCCUCGCGUGGAAGGAUCGUCAUCUUCAUCCAGCUCCACGUCUGUACCAAAUGCCACUGCUCCCAGUGUACAGGAUGGCGGGAGUCAAAGCCAACAACCCAGCACUUCGGGCAGCAGCAGCAGCUCAUCUACGGUGGUGAGUAGCCACAGCAGGCACACCCCAUCCAGCAGCAAUGUGACGACCACCCAAGCCGGCUGCUCAUCCCAGGGCAUCAAGCGACCACGCGACGUGGAGGGUGACUCUUCUACUACCAACGAAGAGGGCGUUCCCGAAAAAAUGCCAAAGAUGACAAAGCGACUUCGCGUACCCAUGCAUAGUGGAGAACUCUCCGCUGGACACAUUGGCGAUUCCGGAAUGGAUGCCGAUCAGAUGCCAACAUCUUCGCAGCGCGAUCAGGAGGACGACAUCCAAGUUGUUGACUCAGAUGACGAGGAAGACGUUCUAGCCGAUGCUGAUGAUGGCCCCAUUGACGGAGGUGAGGCUGAACAGGAGGGUUAUGAGGAUUCCUAUGAGCAGGACAACGAGAUGGACGACAACGAGGGCGCCGACGAUGACAUGGCUGUAGAUGCCCAGGACAACAACGAAGUGGAUAUCGAAGAGGUGCCUGAGCAGCAUAUGCAAGCACAGGAGGAAAGUCAAUCGCUAGAUAGCCAGGCAGUCGCGACCGCAUCUGCUUCUACUCAGGAGAACAACCAAAGCCAGGCCAUUACCAGUGGCAGUGGCGAGUCCUCGAAUCCGGUAACUUUGCCACAGGCUGAAGCAUCUAACUGGAAACAGGCAGCGGCCUCAACGUCCACAGCAGCCGCUCGACGCAACGAAAGCUCCGUUGAGAUUGUGAGCUCACCGCAAGUGUCAAACUUUAGUGAGCAGCCAGCCUGCUUGGAAAACGCCGAAGUCGACGGCACCGCCGAGGUGGCCGAGGCUGCUCCGCACGAUAUCGCAGGACCGAGUGAUGAGGGAGCUGCCACCGCCAGUUCUCCGCAAAAACAGAGUGAUGCAGGAGAAAGCAGUGUCAGCGACGCCAACAAGGCAACUCACGAAGGUGAUCAUGCUGGGGAAGCAGAAAAUGCCAGCGAGGCAGAUGAGGCUUUCGCCGAAGAGACAAUGGCUACUGGCCAAGAAGAAGACUCACAGCCAUUAGGAAAUGAUAAUCCAAAUGUGGGCACCAGUCAAUCUGAGGUGUCCCAUAACCAGGCCAAUCUUGCCGAGGGCAACCCCACCGAGGACAACGAGGGCGCCGAUGGCGUCUCCUCUGAGGGUGAGAAGCCGGCGGUGGGUGUUGAGGAGGAGGGUCGAGAGGCAGAGGCCACCUCCCCGUCGGAGAACACGCGUUUUCGGACACUGCGCAGUGCAGUUCCCACACGACGCGGUAGUCGCGCAAUGAUGCGGGGAGGCAGCCCAAACAAUCAAAACCGGCCGCAGCGCAUUGUCUGGCAAAGGGAAACAUCGCCAGGAAACAUGCAGAGGGACCAGAUGCCGCCAGCCAAUAAUCGCCAAUUCUCGCAAAGGUCCCGCAGUCGGCGUCCAAUCCGUCGUCCAUCCCCAAACAACUUCAAUAGCGGCGGACGAUUCCCCUAGGGCGAGGAGUUCGGCGGACCCGAAGACGAAAGUCCGCUAUAGGCUGACUAUAAUCAUUGCGUGUACGGGCCUAGUAUUUAAGAAUUCUCCUCGCAUUUAACUAUUAUUAAUCUAAGUAGACCUACAACUACACUUUUUACACAACAUUCUUUUCGCCUGCCAAGACGCAAAGAUCUUAGGUUCUUGUACAUUCACCUAGCUAUAGAUAUCCGAAUAAACAAAUAUGUAUGGU